Nerophis lumbriciformis (worm pipefish) is the source of this 603-nucleotide messenger RNA. The record is from RefSeq and is a predicted model, not a curated record. Lineage: Eukaryota; Metazoa; Chordata; Actinopteri; Syngnathiformes; Syngnathidae.
AUGGCCAACAUAGCGGUUCAGAGGAUAAAACGGGAAUUCAAGGAGGUUGUCAAAAGUGAAGAGACAAGCAAAAAUCAGAUAAAGGUGGAUCUGGUGGAUGAGAACUUCACAGAACUUAAAGGAGAGAUAGCGGGACCACCUGACACACCGUACGAAGGUGGUAGGUAUCAACUAGAAAUUAAAAUUCCAGAGACAUAUCCUUUCAAUCCACCCAAGGUGCGAUUUAUCACAAAGAUCUGGCAUCCCAACAUCAGUUCAGUCACAGGUGCAAUAUGUUUGGAUAUUCUCAAAGACCAGUGGGCUGCGGCCAUGACGCUGAGGACGGUCCUCUUGUCACUACAAGCUUUAUUGGCAGCUGCAGAACCAGACGAUCCACAAGAUGCAGUGGUAGCCAAUCAGUACAAGCAGAACCCAGAGAUGUUCAAACAGACAGCCAGACUCUGGGCUCACAUCUACGCCGGCGCGCCCGUCUCCAGUCCAGAGUACAUCCGCAAAAUAGACGAACUCUGUGCCAUGGGCUUUGAAAAAAAUGCAGUAAUAGUGGCCUUGUCGUCAAAAUCCUGGGACGUUGAGACGGCGACGGAGCUCCUAAUCAGUAACUGA